GCUCCUCAGGUAUCACGGCCAAAUUGGGGCCAGUCUCAUACUGGGAGGAGUAGAUUGCACUGGGAACCACCUGUACACGGUGGGGCCGUACGGCAGCGUGAACACGAUGCCUUACCUUGCAAUGGGCUCUGGGGAUCUGGCUGCUUUGGGGAUUCUAGAGGACGGGUACAAACCCGACCUGGAGCUGGACAAGGCCAAGGAGCUGGUGCGUACCGCCAUCCACGCAGGAAUCAUGAAUGACCUCGCCUCAGGCAACAACAUCGACAUCUGUGUCAUCACCAGAGAAGGAGCGGACUACAUCAGGCCGUACCAGGUGUCAGAGUACAAAGACAAAAGGAAAACAAAAUACAAAUAUGGUGCAGGUACAACAGCGGUUCUGACGGAGAAAGUAGUUCCUGUAAAGCUGGAGGUUGUAGAGGAGACUGUGCAGCGGAUGGAUACAGCUUGAUCUGUGAUGCAGUCACACCUUAAAACAACACAUUUAGCAGAAAAGUGAAUAAAUGUCUUUUUUUCACUUAAAAAAUAAAAUGCAAGCCGUGAAAACCAUUUAAUGAACAUUGUCAUGGU
This is a messenger RNA of Pungitius pungitius (ninespine stickleback), 567 nucleotides long. RefSeq names its product proteasome subunit beta type-7-like. Lineage: Eukaryota; Metazoa; Chordata; Actinopteri; Perciformes; Gasterosteidae. Gene Ontology annotation, cellular component: proteasome core complex. The record is from RefSeq and is a predicted model, not a curated record. The transcript is spliced from 4 exons. The coding region runs from base 107 to 448 and encodes 113 amino acids.